Molecule: messenger RNA, 620 nt
Organism: Mytilinidion resinicola
Lineage: Eukaryota; Fungi; Ascomycota; Dothideomycetes; Mytilinidiales; Mytilinidiaceae
Exons: 1
Coding region: 58-351 (97 amino acids)
Source: RefSeq, a predicted model, not a curated record
GACGCGGAGGAGUGGUGGCGUAGUUUCGAGACCAAAGUGAAGGGCACGCUGAACUGCAUGCAGUCCUUCGUCCACCACGACCUCAACCCAGUCGCCGAAGGGGCACAGCCGCCAACCUUCACAAACGUGGCAACAAUUGCGGCACAUAUCCCUCCGGGAUACGGGUCCGCGUACUCUUCGUCAAAGUUGACGACACGGAAGAUAGCCGCGUAUCUGGAUGCUGAGAUGGGGCCCAGGCUGCGCGUGUUCACGAUUCACCCGGGAAAUGUGGCGAUGGCGAUGAGUGAUAAAGCGGGGACGCUGCAGUUGGAUGAUGCUAGAAUGUUAUGUUCUUUCCUUAUCUUUCGCUGAACUGGGUUCAUUUAAGGUUGUAGAAGCUAACGGGGUGAAGCACUGCCGGGAGGCUUUUGUGUCUGGCUAACUGCCACGCCUGAGGCGGAUUUCCUGCGCGGGAGGUUGCUUUCGGUCAAUUGAGAUGUUGAGGAGUUGCUGAGGAGGAAAAGUGAGAUUGUGGAGAAGAAUUUGCUUUCUAUGGAGCUUUCCGGUUGGGGCGCUUGAUUGCAAUUCUUUUAAGUAGUCCUGGCGCUGCUACAGUGCAUCGCUAAAUGUUUUGACAUACU